AUGAAGCAAACAAAAGCUUGGGCAUGGACGAGCCCUGAGUGCUCCCAGCCCGCUGCCUCCUGCACUGACCUCUCUUCUCCCUCUGCAGGGCUCGAGGGUGACAAGAAGUCCAUCAUAAAAUUUGAAUUUAACCCCAAAGAUGGGAUAGACAACCCUGCCUUGUUGCUGACUGAGGACACGGAUGGCAAGGCUAUGGGGGAGCCCCGCUUCUACCUCCUGAGCAAGGGCAGCACGGAGACCUUUGGCUUCCACCUCAACGAGGAGCUGGAUUGCCAGGGCCAUAUCAUCCGCCAGGUCGAGCUGGGGGGGCUGGCCCAGCGCAGGGGGCUGCAGGAUGGGGACCGGCUCCUCCAGGUCAAUGGGCACUUCGUGGACCACAUGGACCACCACAGGGUGGUGCAGAAGAUCAAGGCCAGCGGGAACCAGGUCCUCCUGGCAGUGUUGGACGGUGACUCCUAUGAAGCAGCCAAGGCUUUAGGCAGGGACCUGUCCCAGAUGCUGCCGACUGACAUUCGCCCGCGCCUCUGCCACAUCACACGGGACAAAAGCGGUUUUGGCUUCAGCGUGUCAUGUCCGGAAGGCGUGAAGGGCACCUUCCAGCUGUCGGUGCAGCAGGAUGGGCCGGCGGAGAGAGCAGGGGUGCCACCGGGCUCCUGGCUCCUGGAGCUGAACGGGGCCAGCGUGAGCAACUACUCGCACACGCAGCUCAACAGAAAGCUGAAGCAGAGCGGGAGCAAGGUGACGCUGCUGGUGGCAUCCAGCGCCGUGGAGGAGUUUUACCGCCUGCGCGGCCUGCGGGUCACGGCUGCCUUGGCAGACACCUCCUGGCUCCCCUUCAAGGCCCGGGAGCUGCACAUGGUGAAGGGGCCGGCUGGCUACGGGUUUCUGCUCAAGGAGGAUGACUGCAGCUCAGGGGCCACAGGCCAGUUCCUGUGGGAUGUGGAUGCAGGGCUGCCGGCUGACCAGGCAGGGAUGAAGGAAGGGGACCGUCUCCUGGCUGUGAAUGGGGAGAGCAUCGAGGGGCUGGACCACCAGCAGACGGUGCUCAGGAUCCGCGCCCGUGGUGACCGGGUGACACUGCUGGUCAUCGACCCUGCUGGUGAUGAGUUCUACCACUCGAUCGGGCUGUCCCCUCUGCUGUCCUUUGAGCACAGAGACCCUGCCUCAGGCUCCCGUACGCCCUCCCUGCCCUCUCCCAAUGCCUCUCCUGGACUCUGCCACGUUGAGGUGGGACCAAAGGGACCUGGCUCCUGGCUGGUGGCUGCUGCCAACAGUAUAGGGCUCACACAGAGCCCGUCCCCCGAGCAACAGAGGAGGCUGCAGCAGGCAUUCUAGUGACCCAGGAGCACCCUGAUUCUGGCUCCCCUGCACAGCACCUCGUCCAGCCCAUCGGUGGCCCCAUCCUGGCUCCCUGGAGAGCACAGCAUGGCCAUUGCUGUCGUGGACAUAGCUCGGGUCGUGCACAUAGAGCUGCUGCGUCUCCAUGCCUGCAAUGGGGCUUGCAGCAUCACACCUCCAGAAACUCAUCUCCACGGACUGAGGCUGGCUCCAAGCUUUUAUUGACUGUGGCAGUGGCUUCUUGUAGCCUGAAGACAGGUUUUGCCUGCCUAGCUGCUUCCAGGGAUAUGUAGGGACAUCGCACUGAAGGUCUUGCCCAGCUCCAGGCUCUGGGAGCUCCGAGGAAAGCCAAGGCACUACCCUCCAUGCGCCAGCGGUUUGGGGAUCCUGAGGCUUGACUCAGCCCAGGGCUGGCCUUCAGGCCACUGUUUGAAGGAGAAAGGGAGCAGCAAAGGCCAAUGGGGUGCUGGAGGAACCCCCCACCUCUCAGCCUGUUGGCAUGGACGUCUCUUGCGCUCCUCCUCUCAUCCCUCCUGGGAACCUGUGUGCAGUGAGUGCCCACCACCCAUCACAGCACUGUUCCUGCAUCACUCAUCUGGGGUGUGAUUAAAGGACAAACCCACA
This is a messenger RNA of Strigops habroptila (Kakapo), 1962 nucleotides long. It is a transcript of the gene NHERF4, whose product is annotated as PDZ domain containing 3. The transcript is spliced from 10 exons. Gene Ontology annotation, cellular component: apical plasma membrane. Gene Ontology annotation, biological process: protein localization to plasma membrane. Gene Ontology annotation, molecular function: protein-membrane adaptor activity; signaling receptor binding. Bases 1 to 1335 code for a protein of 444 amino acids. The record is from RefSeq and is a predicted model, not a curated record. Lineage: Eukaryota; Metazoa; Chordata; Aves; Psittaciformes; Psittacidae.